Annulohypoxylon truncatum is the source of this 2712-nucleotide messenger RNA. RefSeq lists its product as uncharacterized. The record is from RefSeq and is a predicted model, not a curated record. The transcript has 2 exons. Lineage: Eukaryota; Fungi; Ascomycota; Sordariomycetes; Xylariales; Hypoxylaceae. The coding region runs from base 204 to 2204 and encodes 666 amino acids.
CCCAAGUAAACAACCUGGAAGCUCCUCUUCCUCUACUUCCCCCACAACCAUUCCUCAAUUUAAUUUCAUCAUCCCGUCAAUACACCCGCACCCGCAUAUUCCCUGCUCGUUAACAUCAAGCCCAUACUCUUUCACGAGACCAUACUCAAUCUUCACUUCUAUCAACUACAUCACACUAAUAGCGACGCUGAAAGUGUUUAACAAUGGCGCGUCGUUCCGCGCGCCUCGCGAGCGCUACCAAGAAAGCUACCGCAUCUCCGGCACCCCAAUUGGAUUCCGUAUCGGAGCUCAAUGACGAUUCAACUUCACAAUCUGGACAGACUAGCCGACGACUUGACACAAUCGUGUCUUCACCGAUGCGUCAGUCUACGACGAAGCCUGCUACCCCAUCUGUAGCCACACCUGUUAAGCUCCCCAUGUCCGAAAUGCAUCCCAGCAAGGUGCAUCCAACUACUGCUGCGCCGUCGUCUGGCUUGAACUUGGGUUUCACAGACAUUGAUUACAAUAAGAAGACACCUCGUGCGCCCGCUGUUCUUCAAUCUACGCCCUCUAAGACGCCCAUGUCGGUUCCCACAAGCGACUUCACCUUCCGCUACACUGCGGAUGACGAUGCAGGCCUUAGUCCCGCUGCUAAGAAAUUGAUGGGCGACAUUCGUAAAGAUGCGGCUAAAAUCAAAGCCGAACUUGCUGUUGAACGUGAGCAUGAGAAGAAACAAGAGGCAGAACAGCGAAAGGUUCGGCAGGCUAUAGGAAAAGCUGGCCGCUUUAGCGCUGCUCACAUGGCCGAGUUCAAGAAGAUGGAUUCUAUCGAGAAUCACCCAUCCGCAUUUCGCUCUCCUGGCACUUCUACUCCUGUGAAGCCAGGUCUCAAGCGCGCUCGAUCGAAGGCAGACCUUGACGGAUCUGAUUCGCUGCGAUCGAAGAAGUCCUUCUCUCGCCUAGUCCCUAGCUCCCCCCAGAGACAGGAGGAACCGGUAUCCCCUGUCAAGAGAGUUAAGCAGCGGCUAGAUGAUGAUGUAUCCGCACUUCGCCCUGUCUCUCGAGAUGGCAGCAAUAUUCCUCGCCCGAAGAGUAGCGGAAAUGAUUCCGUUCAUGGAGCUGCCCCCCGCUCUCACCUAAACCACUUAAUGACUCCGACAAAGUCCUCGCUGGCGCGCUCAGCCAGCGUGAAGACUCCUGCUAAGACCUUGACUAAGGCACAGAGUAAGCCUGACCUUGCAGAGCUCAGUAGAACCCCGAGCAAGUCCAGCUUUGCUAGCCGCGCAAGAAUCUCGAGCCAGAAGGGAUUCUCCAGCCUUAAGAAGGCUGUGAUCCCAAACUAUGUGGGCUAUUCAAACCAGGUCCAGACUCCGGGUCGAUUCGAUAGGGUCAAAUCGAUCUUGAAGAGGCAGAUUGGUGGACCUAAGUCUCACAUCCCUCAGCUUAUGGCGUCUCCUUCGAAGACGUCUCUUCAUUACGGAAAUAGUGAGGACCCUCCUAAGGCUCCUCUUACGACUCCGGCCCGAAAGGUGGAACGACAUGUGGGGUUUACGCCCGCGAAGUCCAGUAUACCUCGUUCUAAGGGAAUGGUGCGGUUCCAAUCCGGCACCUCCACCGAUGACAAGUCCCCCGGCGAGAAAAUUUCUCAGGGCGAUGUUGCGUAUCCAGACCUUUCAGCAUACUGUCGAGACAUAAAUGGCGACGCCGAGAUGUCUGAAGAUGCUAAUCCUCCGGAAUCGGUGCCUGGAACCUUCACGUUCCGCAGUGAUCACACCAUUCGAUUUGACAGCGCAUCGCCCACUGGUUUUGGUGGUGCUGCUGGUCAGGCUAGUAUUCGCCACAUCCGCGAGUCGGUUCUGCCUACGGGCCGAAUGCCCGGCAGUUUCCCUCGACCUUCUGAUGUGUCUCCCAACAAGGAGAACAAUGUUCCGCCUGUCGGAGACGGAAUUCCUCAUGGAAUGUCCAACAAGAAGCGACAUAGGGCUAAUUGGGAUGAAGAAGAUGACGAGCAAACCGACCAGCGCGCCUCCAAGAAGUUGCGAAAGAACCCGGCAGCCGAAGGCCACGCACUUGUGGCGCCCCGAUUGCUUGGUCGAGAGUCGCCGACCAAGAAGUCCAGUGGAACUCCUCGUACCCCGAGCCCGCAGAAGAGUCCGCAGAAGAAAAGCGGUGGCCUCAGCCUGAGCAGGCUUAACAUGCUUGCUAGACCUAAGUCGCGCAAGUAAUCUAUUAUGUGGCAACUGUCGAUGCCUAUGCUAAUAGGCCGGCAUAUCAGGAUGAGAGGAUGCAUUUCACGAUUUUCAUAAGGACGCAAUUAGCUGCUCAUACAACCUCUAAUUAGAAUGCCUGCAUUCAGACUGUUAGCAGGAUCAUGUUGGAGCAGAUUCUAUCUCACGUUUGAGAUGUGUACGAAUAUCAUUUGGUUUCGACCUUUUCGUCGCCUGCAUCGGUCGAUUCAUACUGCAUUGGGGUCUGCGAAGGGUUUUGUAGGAUAAGGAAAUCCGAAAGGUUCAUGGUUAGGACUGGUGGUUCAUUCUGGGUGGCUAUGGCGUACUGAGAUGCAUCACAAAUUCGAUAGGUCCUACGUAUUCACGAUCAUAAUGACAAAACCCCCCGUUACGAAAACAACAGGAGUAACUACAUCGUUUAGUAACCAGUGACUUCCUUAUAUCCAUUAUCAAAGUUUCUACUUGUAGCUAUCUGCAUGCCGAAGGGACUCGGGACGAUCUAGGG